Molecule: messenger RNA, 3338 nt
Organism: Beta vulgaris subsp. vulgaris (sugar beet)
Lineage: Eukaryota; Viridiplantae; Streptophyta; Magnoliopsida; Caryophyllales; Amaranthaceae
Product: probable ubiquitin-like-specific protease 2B
Exons: 16
Coding region: 163-2904 (913 amino acids)
Biological process (GO): proteolysis
Molecular function (GO): cysteine-type peptidase activity
Source: RefSeq, a predicted model, not a curated record
CUCUUCCAGUCUCAGCUAUAAAUAAGCAAACGAAACGUUUCGCCCAAAUGAUCGGCUUUUCGCAAAUCCAGACACAAAGCUAGUCAACUUCUUCCUCGUUUUCUCUCUCCUCUCGAACACCUCACUUGCUUCAAUUAGGGUUUCCGAAAUUCUCGAUUAAAUAUGAAACCAAGAGAUAUGAGCGUUUAUGAUUUCACGGAAGAUGACGAAUUGACCGAAACUCUUCAGCAAUGGUCUAGUCUUUCAAACCCUAAGAUCGAUAAUGAUGUUGCGCUGACAAAGUACCAAUUCCUCCAACACACUUCUUCUGGACCAAUUACUCAGAUAAAAGAGAUUGAUACUCUGAAACAAAUUCACGUUGUCUCUAUUGAUGAUGAUGAUCGUGGUCUCGUCAAUGAUGUUUCGGAUAGGCCUCAAGAGUCACCUGAUAAGGUUGCUUCCAAACAACCAGCAGAGUUUGGUGCUACAUCAGACACAAUUUUGCAGCAGGCCUGUCAUCACAGUGGAGAUAGUGUAAAUUCCAAAAGUUCUUCCGACAUGGAGAUCAGAAUGCCUUAUUCCUUAAGAGUACCACCUGAAAACGGUCAUAUGACUCAUAUCAGUCCCACCGUCUCAGAAUCUCCAUGCAGUAAUGGUUCAGUUGAUACUGGAGAUUCAGAUGAUUGUGAUAGUGUUCACGAGAGCUCUCCAUCCACUCCUGGUUCUGAGCAGGAAGAGAUUAUUGUUUCAAUGGAUGGACUCACUCAGGAGCAGUUAGUUAGUGGUUUGGAUAUGGAGGAAAUGGAUACCUCUUUUGUUGUCGAUUAUGUCAUAUACGAUGAUAAAUAUUUUCCAGCGUGCAUGAUAUCGUUUUUCGAAACUUCCUUUAAAAUUGAGAUGCCGGCUUUGGAAGAGGAGCAUGGAGCAUCUACUGUUGAAUGGAACAUCGAUGAUAUUCAUGGUAUUGAGUCGCAGUGGAUUAGCAGGGUUUACACAGCAAAAGUGAAAGUCCGUCUUUUGACAAAUAAUGCAGUGCAAGAAAAUGAAUGCGGCACAAAAGGCAUUGAAGUGUUGGAGUUUUUGGUUCAUGAUCCUGAUUGGCUAGCGAGGCAAGAGUGGAUCAUUGCACUAAAUGUGAAGUAUCAGGCUGUCUGGAGUAUCGGGCUGGAUGGUAAACUUUGUGAAGAAGGUCCACUUCCUUCAGAGAAUUGUGAGUCUUCUUUAGAUCCUUACCUUCCCAAUUUUGAGGAACCUUUUGAUGAAGUUGUCUACCCCAAAGGUGAUGCAGAUGCUGUGUCAAUUAGUAAAAGGGAUGUGGAUUUAUUGGAGCCUGAUAUUUUUCUUAACGAUACAAUUAUUGACUUCUAUAUGAAAUAUUUGCAGAAUGGAAUUACUUCUUCGGAAAGGGGUAGAUUUCAUUUCUUUAAUAGCUUCUUUUUCCGUAAGCUUGCUGAUCCAGACAAGAAUACUUCUGGUAUAUUUGACGGCAAGGCUGCUUUUCAACGUGUUCGUAAAUGGACGAGGAAAUUGAACUUAUUUGAGAAGGAUUACAUAUUUAUUCCAGUUAAUUACAAUCUUCACUGGAGUUUGAUUGUCAUAUGCCAUCCCGGUGAAGUUGCUAACUUUGAAGAUGAAAAUGUGGAUGAAUAUGUGAAGGUUCCUUGUGUGGUGCACAUGGACUCUAUCAAAGGAAGUCAUGCAGGGUUAAAGGAUCUUGUUCAGAGUUAUCUUUUGGAGGAGUGGAAAGAGAAGCAGAAGGAGACAUCUGAGAAUGUUGCUUCAAAAUUUAUGAACCUGCGGUUUCUUUCACUUGAGCUUCCGCAGCAGGAGAAUUGCUCCGAUUGUGGUCUCUUCCUGCUUCAUUAUGCAGAACUCUUUAUAGCUGAAGCACCUAAAAACUUCAGUCCUUUCCGGAUCAAUAAGUUCGAGAAAUUUCUAAAGCCGGAUUGGUUUCCCCCUGCUGAAGCCUCACUCAAGCGCGUUUAUAUACAAAGAUUGAUCUAUGAACUCCUUGGACGUCCCCUGAAGAAUGCUUCACCUUGCAAUCACGAAUUUCAACCCUCAGCAUUACCAGAAAAUAAUGAGAAUGACAAUGGCAUAGAGAUUGUUUCAGAGAGGAGCCCAGAGAAAUGUUGGAAUUCUUUGCACUCUCAAUCUGUCGGUCUGUUGGAUAUGCCGCUAUAUAGAACUUCGGAGUGCACUAAUGUCUCAGGCUUGGGUAUGACAGAGCUUCUUGAGCAGUGUCAACAAUAUAACCGGGUAGCAUCAUUUGGAGACUCAGGAUGUUCUAUGCCACUAAUCAGGGAGGAAAUAGGGGCUGUUGACCAUCUUGCCCCCUCCACCUUGGGCCAAACUGAACUUCAGCCAAAAGAUGGUGUGGAAGCUGAAGCUUGUCACAUUGCUUAUACACCCUCAGAUUUGAACCAGGGGUUCCAAUGGAACUUGGAAUUGCCUGAUCAAGGGGGUUCAGAAGAUAAGUCAUCCCCUUCCUCAAAUUAUUCUUCUGACGACUCGCAAAUAUUUAUGAUCACUGAGUGUGAGCCGAAAGUCCAAAGGGCUGUUUCUGGUGAAAACAAAUAUUUGGAUCAACCGAAAGAAAAUGUAGAUAGCUUGACAGAAAGCUAUGCUUCUGCUUCUAGUGAUAUGAUGGAGACCCCAGCUGAGGACUCUCAGGAGUUGGCUAAAAUGUAUGGGAGCAAUGAAUUGGAGGAUUUUGAUAAUCCUAAAAGAGAAGAGGCCGAGGAACCAUCUCUUCAAGAAUUCGAAAAAAUUGAAGAUGGAGCUGCUGAAGGCAUUAAUGCGGUGGUUGAGGAUUCUUAUUCGGACUCAGAUGAAGAGCAAGCUACAAAAAGAAUACGGCUUUCACCAGCGGAUGAUGGGGAAAGAGAACUUGUAAAAAACUUGUCCGAGGAACUAGAGGUUUAAGAGACCCCAUCAUAUGCGAAUGUAAAUGUGCAUUGUUAAUCUUUUCUAGGAUCGUUUGGUUUGCCAUGGGGUGUGAAUAUCAUCAGUGCUGUAUCAUGGCGAUGCUAACAGUUAGACAGUCUGAGUAUAUGUCUGGUUCCUUUUUUUGGAUCCAGUAAACCUUCUGACUGGAUAACACGUUCUAUGUAUCAAGAAUCAGGCAUAUUACUAUAUCAGUAUUUACCUCGUUUAAAACUAGGAGUUUUUUUUUUUUUUUUUGUUUAUGACUAAUAAAAUUAGGAGUUAAAUGUGUAAGGUUUUGUAUUGUCAAAGUUGGCUAAUCUUUUUUUAUAGGACAAAGUUGGCUAAUCUCGAGGCUUGGUCAUAAAUACCUGAAAGUAUGUACAUACGGAAUAUAUGACACUAUUAGAUUAAUUUUCGUACUUAAAAAGUUA